Molecule: messenger RNA, 462 nt
Organism: Durio zibethinus
Lineage: Eukaryota; Viridiplantae; Streptophyta; Magnoliopsida; Malvales; Malvaceae
Source: RefSeq, a predicted model, not a curated record
AUGACUCGUCCGGUUUUGAUGAGAGCACCGCCUGUGACACGGAGGCAACCAGUUUUGUUAUCGGAGGAUCCGAAGACAGCGAGGAAAGGGAACAAAUUCGGGGCAGUGGUCGGUGGGACCGUGGCGGAGUGCACGGCUGUGUUUUGCUGCUGUCCAUUUAGCGUUAUGGAGCUGCUUGUUUUGGGUCUUUAUAAGGUUCCUGCCGGGCUUUGCAAGAAGGUUUGGAAAAGGAGGAAACGACAGCGUUUGAUGAAAAAGAAUCCGGGCUUUUUGGGUCCGGCUAAGGUUGGGCCCCCGAGGGCAGAGUUGGAGGCUGAGCCGGAUCAGGUAGUGGGGAAAGGGGCCCGAUGUGGGGACGAUCAGGAUGAUGGGUGCGCGGGAGCCGUUCAUUUGGAGAAGGAGAUGUGGGACCGGUUUUAUGGGACUGGAUUUUGGAGGAGUCCUUCGCAGAGGGAGACGUGA